UAUGCCGCCGGCCAAAGAUGAGAUGAAAAAUGAAGCCAAUUGUUUGGAGGUUUUAAACAUUGGCGAGAAGAGUCCCGCGAAAAAUAGUGCUCUUGUAGACGUGAGAGCUUGCAACAAACCUGCCGCUAAGUGUUAAGUUACAGUGCGUCAUGCUAUCAGUCGCUGUAUGUUACUUGUGUACUUGACUGUUUGUAAAAUGCACAGAAUUUAGUUUGGGAGUACAUCUCUAUGUAGUGCAUGUCUUUAUCACGCCUGAGUAGAGUGGAGACAACAUGACUAAUUCACAGGUAUGGUUCCGCGGCGUCAGGAGCUCAAAGUUCCGACAUGUGUACGGUGUGCCAUUCAAAAGAGAACGUUGUUACGACAACAUAAAGAUCACGAGGAAUGCGCACGAUUCCAAUUUCUGCGCAGUCAAUCCCAAGUUUGUGGCUAUUGUGACUGAAGUUGCUGGUGGAGGCGCAUUUCUUGUUCUGCCUUUGGAUCACACGGGGCGUCUCGACUUCAACGCGAGCCGAGUUACAGGCCACAAAGGCCCAGUGCUCGACAUCAAGUGGAAUCCGUUCAAUGAUAACAUCAUAGCUUCGUGUUCCGAUGACUGCACGGUAAAAUUAUGGCAUAUUCCGGAUGGCGGUCUUUCUAUGCACCUGACCGACUGGCUGGUGGAACUUCAUGGUCACAAGCGACGCGUGGCGUACAUCGAAUGGCAUCCUACCGCGGAAAAUGUGUUGCUGAGCGCUGGCUUUGAUUAUUUGAUCUUCGUAUGGGAUGUGGGCAAAGGAGAGGCGGUGAAGGUAAUCGACUGCCACACCGACGUCAUCUACUGCAUGUCGUUCAAUCGCGACGGCUCACUUUUAGCUACCACCUCCAAGGACAAGAAGCUUAGAGUCAUCGAGCCCAGACGGGGUAUUGUGCUCUCUGAAGGACCUUGCCAUACAGGAACGAAGGCAUCGAAAUGUACAUUCCUAGGUAGUCAAGGAAAAGUGCUAACGACGGGUUUUUCGCGGUACAGCGACCGCCAGUACGCAGUUUGGGACCAACAUGACUUGUCCAAGCCUCUCGUAUGUGAAACCAUCGAUAGCUCUUCGGGUGUCGUGUUCCCGUAUUACGACUAUGAUACAAAUAUAGUAUAUCUUGCGGGCAAGGGAGAUGGGAACAUACGGUACUACGAAGUCGUUGAUGAGGCUCCCUAUGUGCAUUUCCUCAACCAGUUCUUAUCGGGCAACCCACAACGAGGGCUGGGCUUCAUGCCGAAACGCGGCAUGAACACGGCCAUAUGCGAAGUGUUCCGCUUCUACAAACUGCACACGUCGCGAGGUCUCUGCGAGCCCAUCUCCAUGAUCGUACCGCGCAAGUCCGAUUGCUUCCAGGAGGAUCUGUACCCAGACACUGCAGCCCCGAUUCCGGCGUUGUCUGCCAAAGACUGGCUAAGCGGGAUGAAUGUUCCACCACUACUGAUAAGUAUGAAGACAGGAGUGACAAUAUCGACGCACAAACCCCGCACAACGAACAAAGACACUCCGGCGAUGCAGCCGCAGGAUCCCAACAACAGGAAGAAGUUCGCCUUCCUGUCACGAGAGACCACGCCCGACUAUCGCCCGUUGAACACUUGGCAGCCGCCGGAGAACCAUACUAAUAAUGAUCAUGAUAUUGUAUCAGAGAAAUCGCAGAAAACGAAUGCCAACCAGAACACCAAGUUCCACCAGCUGCAACGUAUGUUCGGCAAGCAGACUAGCGACGUCGAACCCGUGCCGCUGUACAAGCAGAUCAACCAGGGUGACGUCUUUAGCACGGAACAUGAGUUGCGCCUUGCGUUUAAUCGACAAGGCGAAGAGUUAAGGAUUGCGAAGCGGCAGCUGCAGAACAGUCAACAGCGAGUUCGCGAACUCGAGCAACAGGUAGCGGCUCUACAAGCGCGUUUGCAGCGCGACGGGUCCUAAACUACACCACACUUUGCUUGAGGCCUAUAUUACAAAGCCACGGACCGACGCGUCCCAACGUCGUAUCUAGAAUUUUCUAGCUUUUUUAUUGUCGUUUUGAAACCAAAAUGCUUUGAACUGAUGCUGAGCUGCGGUGUAACGACGAUAUAGGGCAUCGCGCUAUAUAAUUUAGGCGUCAAUCGUUCUAAAAAAAGUGUCUAGAUGGUAAGCAUUCGAACUUUUAAAAAUCAUUAAGGUUUAUCUGUGUUCACUUAUCAUCUAAAAACCCUAAUUGUUAGAAAGUGUCGGGCUUCUUAUGUUCCACUAUAAGGUUAAAAACUUCCGUUGCCGGACAAAGACGAGUUGCGUCGCCGGCACCGAAGCUAUACCAAUAGCACCCUUUACACAGUCACUUUAUCGCGCGUGAUCAGGAGCGUACAGGAUUGCGCGGAAAGCCUGUCGUGAGCAAUUACCUGUUUGAAUUUUUUUAAGCUAAAGUUCUUUCGCGCGCGAAUGCUCGUGUUCAUUUUUGUUACAACGGAAAGAGCGUCCGUGUAAAGGCUAAUAGCGCAGAAUACACCGCGUGAAACUGACGCGUGUUGGAGUGCGCGAUUGCGCGCGACUGAUGUGCGCAAUCGCGCGGUCUUUCCCUUUUCCUUCCAACGUCCUUACACGCGCGCUCAAUCUUGCACGAUUGCUGUAUCACGCACGAUAGAGUGUCUGUGUAACGUCUUUUCUAUUAGUCCUAGCGUCUUUUACAUCGUUAUAUAAUAUAACAAAAUUCUUUUUCUGACCGCAUACGAUUACGAGUCGCACAGUUUGGUGGAAUCCUUAAGCGAUAUAUCAACCGACAUCAUAGACAAAUGAUAGUCGGCUAACGUUGUUAUUUACUACCCGACUGUCGGCCAACACGGCCUAAAUAUUUACCAAUAGAUGGCGUUCUUUAGACAUCCCCACGACUGGCAUUGAACUAGUCCUGUCCCCCUGUUACAUCACUAAUACAGAAUGAUGCCGGUGAAUUCUAGAUUUAUCAGAAAAGGACAAUAGGCAUUGGAGCGACGUCAUUAAGAAAUAUUAGUGGCUACAUCUGUCACUAGUAUAGCUCAAAAAGAGGAGAGUUAGGUCCAUCUACAAAAGUGGAGCAGAGAAAUGAGUUUUGAAACAAUUUCAAGAAUAGGGGCAAAGACCAUACUUUUUUUUUUGCUGUGAAUACACAAAAUUGCUCCGUAAUACGAUUGGCUUUGUGCGCCAAAUAGCUUUUUUUAAAUCAACUUUUAAAUGUGUUCGAAAAAAAUGCCGCUAUUCUAGAAAGCCAUCGAUGAUAUGAAAUAAAUGUUGGUAGCUCUUGUACGUUCUGCUUUGGUAGAUAAGGGCCUAAGAAAUUGAUAGUAUUUAACAUUGGCCAAUAAGAGUCUGUAGAUGGUUUUUAGUUUUUUACAAAUAGCAAUUAGGCUAUUACGUCAGCAUUUAGUAUUUUAUGCUACAAGUUUAUUGUGACUUCUAUGGUAGCUUCUUUAUUAAGCCCAAAGGUAAGCAACAGUUUUCGAGCCGCAAUCUUGUUCAUACGAUUUGUAUGAAGCUCUAUGAUAACGACUUUUUUACUUUUCGUAGUGAAUUUACGAACACGAAAGAUGUGUUUUUUUUAUAUUUAAUUAUUAUACAUAGUUAUGCAAAAAGUGAUAAUUUUUCUUUAAUUCCGAUAAUGAUCUUUAUGUGCAUGUAUGUUUACAGUAUUAUGCGUAUAUUUUUACGUCAUUUACUCGUAAGUGUUCUCGGUAUAAAUAAGGCCUAGUGUAUAUUAUAUUUUAUUCGCAAUUAUGUAAUGUAAGGCCUUUCAGGUUUUCGCUAAUUAGCAAGCUUGUGAUAAAUUCCAUGACAGGAAACUUUUUUGGUCACAAUUUUGUUAUGUACUUUAUUUCUAAGCCUUUAUGGUCUUUAUUUCUAUACAAUUCUUAUGUGCAAUGAAUCAGGGUCGUUGGUUUUUAAAAUUUUGACAUUUUGAUUAUGUGAUCAUUUGGUGAGCACUUUUUAUAUAGCACAAAAAUUAUGUACCAGUUUUAGUUAAGUUGAUAGCUAGGAACAAAAAUAGCAUUUACGAGACUGAUCACGACAAGUCUAGAAACUUUGCCAAGCGUUUUAAGCCUAGCGACACACCAACCGAAAAUCAGCCGCGCGAUUUCAGGACUUUCAAUGUUCAAUGAAUAUGUUUUUUUUUUAAUUGGGACAGUAUGGAGAAAUCCGAAACCAGAGAAGAUACAUGGAAACUGUCUUAGAAACCGUUAAAUCUUUUUUUAAAACAAUUUAGUCAAGCGUCAGUUGUCUAUAAUGUGUAAAUUAAUCAAGUUUAUGGACAAGUUUCGCUUGACAAAAAAGUUGACUAAUCCAAAAUUGUUUUCACAAAAAAUGUCUUAAGGGCUCCUAAGGCUCAACUCACACUGGCGCAGAGUUGAAGCGUCACGACGAGUCAUGUUUUUCGCCUAUAGUACAUUCAUCUCUAUUUUCCC
Hyposmocoma kahamanoa is the source of this 4420-nucleotide messenger RNA. Its product is annotated as coronin-2B-like. Bases 273 to 1937 code for a protein of 554 amino acids. The transcript is spliced from 13 exons. Gene Ontology annotation, biological process: actin filament organization. Gene Ontology annotation, molecular function: actin filament binding. The record is from RefSeq and is a predicted model, not a curated record. Lineage: Eukaryota; Metazoa; Arthropoda; Insecta; Lepidoptera; Cosmopterigidae.